Messenger RNA from Nymphaea colorata (pocket water lily), 1710 nucleotides. RefSeq lists its product as uncharacterized. Lineage: Eukaryota; Viridiplantae; Streptophyta; Magnoliopsida; Nymphaeales; Nymphaeaceae. Bases 466 to 1404 code for a protein of 312 amino acids. The record is from RefSeq and is a predicted model, not a curated record. The transcript is spliced from 2 exons.
GGCAUUUGCUCCUCUGAAACUGGCGUCAAUUUGUCGCGAACCCUAGGGGGGACGGGCAAGAGUGCAACCGGUGUAGAACUCUCUCUCUCUCUCUCUCUCUAUCUCUCUCCCCCCUUGCUCGUUGGUUCCUCAAGGCUGGAUUAGCCCUUCGUUGGAUUUGUCAUCACCACCAUAAACAAUCAUCAUCGGCGUCUCCUUCAUCUGCUUCAUCUUCUCGAUUUGGUUUGGGACUACGGUUCCUAUUGCAGAAGGGGUCUUUGCUUUUCCUUCUUCCACCUCCUCUCUAGGCCCUAUUUCUUUCCUUCCGUCCACUAAACUCUAUAACUUGUUCUGCCUAAACCUUUCGAAUUCUCAUCCACGUUCUGGGGGAUCUUAAUUUACUCUUCUGUUUCUGUUCUCGAGGUUCUGACCAUUCACUGGGACAUUCUCCUAGUUUCUUUUCCCCUCUCUUUUCGGUGGUUUCUUAUGCUUUCCCCCGUCAUCGCGCUGAUCGAUGCCCCGAUGAACGUAGUGAAGGAAGAAGCGCAAGUCCAAAGGUGCAGCUACUGCAAGUCUGCCAGCGAACUGUGGCUUUACGAUGUUCGCCAUCGAGGAAUAUACCGUCAGCUAUGUGCUGCUUGCCUUCUCAAGAUGCAUUCGAGCUUCUUUUGCCCUGUCUGUCUUGAGGUCUAUGCCGAUGGGCUCCCUCCGGAAAACAACAUCAAGUGCGGCAAUUGCCCUUCUACGGUGCAUGCAGCGUGCCUUGCGCCUGAAUUGGUCCCGAGCUACGUUUGCCUCUGCUGCGCAAAUGAGUUCUCGUUCCUCACCCCGCUUUCGUCAUUGAGCCAGAAUAUGCAGAGAGAGGAGGAAAGGAAGGCUGUCAUAAUCGAUGUUCCCGCAGCUAAGAUCAUUCUCGCUGCUGCCCAGGUUGCCGCCAUCUCGAUGACCCGGGCGGCUGCCUCUGCUUGGUCUGAAGCGGACAAAAAGGUUAGAGAUUCUGCCAUUGCAAGGAAAAAGGCUAGGGAUAGUCUCCUCCACGCUUCUCAGAGAGUGGAGAAUCAGACCACCUUUGCUGUUUUGAAUCAGAAGAAGAAUACUGACAAAAAAACAUGUCCCGUCAAGGCAGAGGAGACGGAGAAGCCAUCAAGGGGGAUGCCAAACACAAGUUCCGCAAAGAAGCGAAUGGUCAACAGUGAAGAUGAUGAUAAGUUGAAGGCUUUUACGAGCUCGUUUUUGCAACACCGAAAUAUUCGGAAUAAAGCUACUUCAGAGACAGGGAAGCCUAAACUGGCUGAGGAUUCAGUUUCUUCAGUGAAGACGCUUCAGUGUCAUCUGGCUGAUGCUUUAAACAAGGAUGAGCAAGAUCGGUUGAUUGGUUUGAGAUGUGAAGAAGGCUCCUCGAACUCAUCCAGUGUGCUUAAUUGACUUGAGGCGCUAGCCUGAACUGCUGAAGCUAAGUCCAUUUUCAAAGGGUACACUUCCUCCUCCACUGAGGCUUUAUACUCGAUAAGGAAUCAUAAGCUGGCUUGCAAUGGAGCAUCAUCUCUUUGCAAUUUGUAGCUCGUGUUGGUUAUGAAGUUCUUUCUGAUUGCAAUAGGGAUCUUCUCCCUUUGCAAUUUCUUUCUUAUCUUGUAUAACCCUGUUAAGCUACAUAGCUGCAUAGAUCCUGUUCUUCUUGAAGUGGAAGGCAGGCAGAACAUGGAAGAUUAAUGGGAUGUCCCUUUUGCUUAA